CCCGUACCAGCAGCGUGACGGACGCAACGCCUUGAAAAGGAAUCCCCCCACCCGGGGAGGUUCUAUGCUACGGGUUCCUGAAUAUCUCUGUGCAAUUUUAUUGUUCGCCUUCUACACAUAAUCAACCCAUUCUAUCAUUUUUUUCUCGCAUUUUUCUUCCAUUUCAAACCAUUUCUACUUUUUAAGCCGUAAAAAGGGAUCCACAAACGAUGGCGACGAACCCGCCGCCAGGCGGCGGCAAGGGAAAUAUGAAAGGAGGCACUACCGACGAUGAUGUCAGCACCAAUGCAGAUUCCCGGCCCGUGCGAAAUCCGAAGCCGAACCUCGGCCGAGAAAUCGCGAACAGUAUUCGCGACUCCGCGGCAAUGGUGGCAGAAGGAGUGGAGGCAGGAUAUGGUAUGAAAGACAAAAAAAAUUCUAUGAUGUAUUUUUUUGUAUGUAGUAGCUGAUGCGCAUUACUCGCGGGCAAGCGUCCGGCGCCUGUUUUCUGUCCUGAGGUAUUUGGAGGAGCUGAAAGUUUUUGUGUUGAUUAAAGUCGACCUAUUUAUCAUUUCAAAACAGGUGCCGUUGCCGGGGGCGACAGCAAGCAAACGGGUGGCUUUGACAGCGACGCGAGCCGUGGCGGAGGUGCCAUGACAAGUGACUACCACCUGCCUGGACAUCCCCGCGCAGACAUGUCAGACUCAAGUUCCGACUUCGGACCACCAGCAAACGCCGACACGCAGCGACCCAGCAUGAUGCAAAACUGCUGGAGAGUUAUGGUCUUCAUUUGCGUCGUGGUAAGUUGAUUUUUUUUUUCGGUUUGGUGUGUUCGUGCUACGUGGACAACCUCACGAAUCAAUCUCGGUUAAUGUAGAAGUAACAGUUGAAAGCGCUGACGGAAUGAUUACCUCGUGUUAAGACGUUGCCAAAAAAAGAGUAAAACCAAGAAACUCUAAAGCGAUUUGUUCUUUUCAAAGUGCACUAUACACAUAUCAACGCACAGAUCGUUCUCCUGGCACCCUGCGUGUGCAUCGGUACCGGUGUCUUCUGCCUGGCGUGCCGCAACGAGGACGAGCCGGAAGGGAAGGUUGGCUACGACUGCAACCGGGGCCGACCCGUGAUGACCGUGUUCGGUUUUGUCUUGGUGGCGCUGGGUUUCGUACUGAUCACCACGUACUGCUUCGUCUGUUGCUGCCGCCGGCAGCACGACUCCUACCUAGUGGAGCAGGACGAGGACGAAUACGAGGAGGAGAAACGAGUCUUGGGCAGCAGCAGGCCGUAAAAACAGGUCAUCUACUUGCAUCUUCGUCGUUGAGGGGGAUCUGACGAAGUGCUGCGUAUUCUGCAGAAAAAAAGAUGCGAUUCGUUUUCGAUAAAAAUUCGAGACUACUUUUUACGCACCGGACUUUUUGUACUUCCUUGAUGCCUUAUCAUUUUCCACGAGCAGUGCUGGCGUUCUUGGCAGCGUUAUGUGGCUGAUGUAUUUUGGCAGAAGCGAGGAGGCUAGGUAGUAGUUUUAUCGAACAGCAGACAUCGUGCAUCGUAGGGAAAUUAGCGUAUUUCCAAAAUUCGAGACCUUCGAUAUCUUCGCCUCCGGGGAUUCGCCAUUGCAACUGAGUAUCCUUAUUGCGGCAAAAAAUUGGUAGAUUGGAUGUAUCAGUAUUUUUGUUUAUUUGUGACGUAGACUAGUCUGUACCUUAUGUACCGUUUCGUAUGAUUCAUGUCUGUAACUUUUUUGUGCGCGAAGAUCACGUCUACGGAAGUCAUUUGGAAAUUAAGCUUUUUUUUUGUCCAUAAAACGCCAGAUCACAGUCUGUAAUUCAUUUUUGUUUACUUUCCGCAAGCGCUGUGCGCGAGAAAUAGACGAGACGCAUCCGGGCUUUCUGGAACAUUGCAACGUGGAAUCGUUCUGUCCGCGCUCUCUGUAGAUUUAGGGUUUUUUUAAUACGAAGUUGAGGCCAGCAGCGUUCGCCAAACGUUGUCUC
Molecule: messenger RNA, 1967 nt
Organism: Amoebophrya sp. A120
Lineage: Eukaryota; Dinophyceae; Syndiniales; Amoebophryaceae
Source: the annotation of a GenBank genome assembly